ACAAUUGAAAUCAGGGCCUCCAACGUUUAAAAAGUUGAUUGAUGCGCUUGACACCCAUCUUCUUAGCAAUACCCACGCGCCGCCUUCUACUGAUUCAUACCGAUCUGUUCAUCUUCUGCUACUGAAAGAGCACAAAAGGGCCUGCCUUUAUGAAUCCUGGACCUUUGGAUGAGAAGAAGAUAUGGGCGGAGUUACUUCUUCAAUCGCGGCCAAAUUUGCCUUCUUUCCCCCAAACCCACCUUCCUACACUUUGAUCUCCGACAAAUUGUCCCAUGGUCGAUUUUCUAUUCCCGAGGUUCCCAUGAAGGAAAACGUUGAUGUUCUUAAACUUCGGACUCGGCGAGGCAACGACAUCGCAGCGGUAUAUGUUAAGCAUCACAAAGCGACAAGUACUAUGCUCUACUCACAUGGGAAUGCUGCUGAUUUGGGUCAGAUGUUUGAGCUCUUCGUCGAAUUGAGCAAUAAACUUCGCCUCAAUGUCAUGGGUUAUGAUUACUCCGGCUAUGGAAGGUCAACAGGAAAGCCAACUGAAUCUAAUACAUAUGCAGAUAUUGAUGCUGCAUAUAAAUGCCUAAAAGAGCAAUAUGGGGUGAAAGAUGAUCAACUAAUAUUAUAUGGUCAAUCUGUUGGUAGUGGUCCGACGCUUGAUCUUGCUUCUCGAGUACCAGAAUUGAGAGGCGUCGUGUUGCACAGUCCAAUUUUGUCGGGGAUGAGAGUGCUGUAUCCUGUAAAACGGACAUACUGGUUUGAUAUUUACAAGAAUAUUGAUAAAAUAUGCUUGGCGAACUGUCCUGUUUUGGUCAUACAUGGGACAGCAGAUGAAGUUGUGCAUUGGUCCCAUGGAAAGAAGCUUUGGGAGCUUUGCAAGGUAAAGUAUGAACCUUUAUGGGUAAGAGGUGGUGGCCAUUGUAAUCUUGAGCUGUACCCUGAAUUCAUUAAACAUCUAAAGAAAUUUGUACAGACAAUUGCCAAAUCUAAAGCCAAGGCUAAAGCAAUUACAGCUAAUGGAACUAGCAAGGGUGAUUCUGUAGAGACUGAUAACCAAGGCAAAGCUACGAAAGAAGAAUCUGAGAGUGGAACUUCUGAUGCUGCAUCUGUAUUGGGUGCAGUGCUUCCAGAAGCUUCUAGAAACAGUUUAGAUAGUCGCCUUGAGAAGUCUAGAAAUUCGAACAAACCUGAAAAGUCUAGGAUGAGCACUGACCUUAUUGAUAGGUUUAGGAGAAGAAAGGGAUUAGUGUGGUAGUAUCUUACUCAAACAUCACCCACAGCAACUAAUCUGGGAGGUAUCAUCUCAUUGACACUAAAUUAGAUCUUUGAUACUCAUGCAUAACGCAUUCACAAAUAAUAAUAAAAAAAAUAUGUACAAGACUCAUAUUUCAUCUUCAAAUCUGUUACUUUUUCUUUUCCCUUCUCUUUUAGUUGUACAAUAUGUAUUAUUUUAAUGAAUGUUAUGGGCGUUAGAAUGAUUGAAAAUAAUAUGCUAAUUAUUCUGUAA
This is a messenger RNA of Neltuma alba, 1495 nucleotides long. RefSeq names its product alpha/beta hydrolase domain-containing protein 17B-like. The transcript is spliced from 5 exons. The coding region runs from base 182 to 1243 and encodes 353 amino acids. The record is from RefSeq and is a predicted model, not a curated record. Lineage: Eukaryota; Viridiplantae; Streptophyta; Magnoliopsida; Fabales; Fabaceae.